This is a messenger RNA of Ceratitis capitata (Mediterranean fruit fly), 2842 nucleotides long. RefSeq names its product putative mediator of RNA polymerase II transcription subunit 26. The record is from RefSeq and is a predicted model, not a curated record. The coding region runs from base 324 to 2471 and encodes 715 amino acids. The transcript is spliced from 3 exons. NCBI's taxonomy places the organism in Eukaryota, Metazoa, Arthropoda, Insecta, Diptera, Tephritidae.
CAGUCAAACAUUGUAAGUGACGGAUAGUGCAACGUUUGGUGGCACGCAAACACCAAUGACAUUUUUAGUGAUCGUGUGUAAUUAACAACAAAUACCUAGGAAAGGAAUAAUCAACUGUCUGUCGAGCAUUAAUUUAAAUUGAUGAAUGUUGGUGUUAUAUUUUAGCUUACACGUAUAUUCUGUUAGAAAAUAAAAGAAUAAAAACAAGUAAAAUUCUUUCUGUGUCUUUAUAAAUUAAAGUUUUAAUAUUUGUGAAUGAAAAAUAAAUAAAAAACGUCAUAACUCAGCUCUGUGACGGCAACAGUAAUAUAUAUUUUAGUGAUAUGAAUUUUCAAAUGUCUGUGUUACCGCUUCUCAUAGCGCUGCUUUUUGUCUGCACUUUAGCGGAUGGCACUAAGUACGAUAAAUCGGAAAACACCAACGGAAAUACAACAGUUAUAGAGGCCUCCAGUAUAGAAAAUGAGAGUAAAAAUACUUUGCAGAAUAACCUUAAUAAGGACAGCUCAAUUGUAAACACCACAAAAGUUUUCGAAAAAUUAGCAAGCUAUCCAAAAAAAGUUCACUCGCUAAAGAAGCGGCCGAGAAAGACUCCCACAGCCCAUUCGUCCUUGGCACCAGCGCAAAACACGAAAACGAAACGUAAAAAAGUGACCGAUGUGACAGCAGCCUUCAAAGACUUACCCACUGAUGAUCUGGAAUUCAUUAAAGAAUUAGACCAACAGUUCCAGCUGCAUGGCGAGAUGAUUACAAUUAAAGUGGAACACGAUAAUAGCACAGAAGUGGACAAACAGAAUAGCAAACGCACAAUAGACGGCGAAUUGGGGUACGGUGCCUAUCAAGUUCACAAUGGCUAUGAGUAUAUGCGCCCCAAAUUCAUGUUCUAUCCCUAUUCACAACACAAUAUACCUGCCGAUGCACCCGGCUAUUACCCACCUAAGACAGAUAUCAGCAUUCAGCCAUCCUACUCCUAUGAAUUACAAGCGCAAAGCUAUGUACAAGAACAAGCGCAUGACGCAGAGCAAACGACAAAAGUACUCGAUGUUCCACAGCAUGUAAAAGAAUCACAUGUUGGCAAUGAAGAGCCGGUGAUUGUUUUGCGCAUACCUGGCCCUACUAAGUAUGCCUCACACUUGCAGUCACUAUUGCAACAGUAUUUGGAAAUACGCGCCGCGCAAUAUCUACGCAUACUGGAAGAGAGCGAGCUGCAGAAUCAUCAGAAAUACCAAACACAAUCACAACAACAUUUAGAGUAUGAACAGCAAGUGAAAGAGCAGUUAUUGCAACACCAUCAGCACCAACCGCAACAACAGCAGGAACAACAUGUGCAGUUAUACGAUCAAAAAGCCCAUCAACAACACGCUGUAAUACCGGAGCAUGCACAGGUAGAGCCAACGAUUGAUUUACAACCACCAAUUCAUCAAGAACCGGUCGUACAUCAACAACAAGCGGACGAAAUCGAGCAAGGCUAUUCGCCCGAAGUUGCAUUUGCGCAUCAGGCGGCACCUACGCCGCGUCCGGUUGUUUAUCCAGAAAUCGAUAACAUCUAUCACGGUUACAAAGGAAAAUCGCAUGCCGCAGCUCCACAACAACAACAUGAACUUCAACAGCCACAGCACGUAAAAUACGCACCACAGCACCAAGAAGAAGAGACGUUGCCUCAACAUCAUCAGCGUGAGCAAGGGUAUUUUGUUCCUGCACCACAACAACCAGCAGCCGUACAACAAUUCUAUUAUACACCGCAUGCGCAAUUUGGUAUACAAGAUACUCAGCAUUAUCAAAAUGUGUACUUCAUGGCAUUAGCGCCGCAGUCUGCCACCUAUCAAGGACACAGCACACAUGCUGCACAUGGUGCUACGCUGCAGAACCAGCCCAUAUACGUACAAGAAGAAGAAAUAGGACGAGGAUUGGAACAGCAGCAGCAUGAACAUAAGCAGAACGAGCUAGUAGUGUCGCAUGCCACUGUUGGCGCACUCGCUGAGAAUAAUCCGCGUCAAACGCAUACCAAAGUCAUUUAUACGCAUAAUAGCGAGAAAGGUGCUGCAGAUUACGCUGGCAGCUAUACGUUGCCUUCAAUACGACCAUAUGAGCGGCAUUCAGCAGCCUACCAUCAGCAACAGCUGCUCUACGAUCAACAACAACAAAACGAGCAUUUACGACAAGAACAACAAGGGCAACAAUUUCUGGAACAGCAACAGUUUGACUCUGAACCGUCGCAACCAUACGUUUCUUCUGAGCACGAGCAGCGUUCGGCUGCCAUCAAGCCGCAGCCAUUUAACUAUCAUGCACACAAAACCAAUCGUCGCGUUAAUCGUAAACGCGGAGCGCCCGCACUAAAAGCCACCACAGCGACCACAACCGACGUGCAGGUGGAUGAACAUUUGCAGAAGAUACGUGAUUUUGUGCGAGAAAAUUUGGGCGCUCAAAUGAGUACGGCGGUUGAGUUUAAGACGACAGCGGUGGUAGAAAGUUAAAUGGGAGAUGAAGUAUGCCAAAAGGGCAUCGACUAUUAAAUAAUUCUAAACAAUGAUAUUAUAUUUUCUCUAUAAAAAUUAAGAGUGAUUUUUAUCUUCCCAUGACUUAACAGUUAUUAGAUUAGUAUCUUGUGUGCUCUUUUCUCUUACUUUUCUGCUUUUACUUUAGUACCACUUUAAUUAUAUGCGUUUUAAUUGUUAUGUGUAAAAAGUCAUUUUAUUUUAAUAUCUUUUAAUUACCACUUGUUUCGCUAUUUGUACAUUUUUUUAAUUAAGGCUAAAUUUUGUUUUUAAAACAAAGCGUAUUACAUGUGUGCAAUACUUAGUAUUUAAGAUAUAAGAAAACUAUUUUUUAUACUAUGCUCAAUAAA